Molecule: messenger RNA, 6519 nt
Organism: Paramisgurnus dabryanus
Lineage: Eukaryota; Metazoa; Chordata; Actinopteri; Cypriniformes; Cobitidae
Gene: gripap1
Product: GRIP1 associated protein 1
Biological process (GO): regulation of modification of synaptic structure; neurotransmitter receptor transport, endosome to postsynaptic membrane; regulation of recycling endosome localization within postsynapse
Cellular component (GO): glutamatergic synapse; extrinsic component of postsynaptic early endosome membrane; postsynaptic recycling endosome
Source: RefSeq, a predicted model, not a curated record
CACAUGAACGCGCCUCUGUCAACUCAAGGCGUUGAGAGAUGAGGGAAGUCAGACAGCUGUAGCUUUAGUCAUAAUUUUGUUAUAAUGACACCUCUUUCUGUCACACAGACCUGUCAGAAAGCACAGUAAUACUACACAGAGAGUGUGUUUAUUUCGUCCUGUUGUGUUUUGCUGUGGGUGAAGAUGGCGCAAGCGUUAUCUGAAGAGGAGUUUCAUCGCAUGCAGGCUCAGCUCUUGGAGUUGAGAACGCAGAACUACCAGUUAUCUGAUGAGCUGCGGAAAAAUACAGCAGAGCUGAACAGUGUUCGUCAGAAGAUCUCAACCUUGGAGAAAGACUAUGUGAAAGCACAGAAGGCUUUGAACAAAAGCAAGAAAGCACAGGAGGUAGAUGCAUUGCUCAGUGAGAACAAGAUGCUUCAGGGGAAGUUACACAGUCAGGAAGAUGAUUUUCGAUUGCAAAACAGCACCCUUAUGCAAGAGCUGUCCAAGUUAUGUUCCCAGAUUGAACAGUUGGAGCUAGAGAAUCAAGGAUUGAGGGAUGGUCAAGGUUUGGAAAGACCCGCCUCCAGCCCCACCUCUGCUGAGCUCCUGCGGCUCCAGGCUGAAAACUCCGCCCUGCAGAAGACAUUGACAGCUAUUCAAGAACGCAAAGAUGUCCUCAUCGAUGGAGAGGCUGACACUAAUGGAGUCCAGUCAGAGGCCAGCGGUCACAGUGAAGACACCGGUGUCCCAGGCAGUAAUGAAGUGGACCAGGCCGAAGUGCAGGAUGUGAAACCAGAACGAGAUAAUGAUCGUAGCGAUGUAAAGUUGAAGCUCCAAACAGUGAUGGAAGAGAAAAGCUUAUUAAGAGAGCAACUGCAGUCACUGGAGACAUCCAAGCAGACAGAAAUUGUAAAACUUCAAGAAGAAAAUGCUAAGUUAUCUGACAAACUGAAGAAAAAACAAGAGAGCUUUCAGCGACUACAGGUUGAGAAAGAAGCACUUUACAAUGACAGCAGGACUAAAAUUGAUGAGAUCCAGCAGAGGAAAGAGGAGGAGCUGAAAUCCAUAAACCUACGUGUGCAGAAAGUUCAAGCCGAUUUAAUGGCCGCCAACCAGAAUGUGGCUGAGCUGAAGGAACAGUUGCAGAGUAAACAGAAAGAGCAUGAGAUGGCCAUCCACGCGCUCAAAGAUCAGGUAGCAUGUCAAAGUGCUGUCAGUCAGGAGCAGGUGGAGGGUAUGCUGAGUGAGAACGAUGCUCUCAGGACAAAUCUUGCAGCCCUAGAACAGAUUCAAACUGUGAAGACUCAGGAACUGAAUUUGCUGAGAGAGCAAAACAUGGCACUUAACAGCGAGCUUCAGCAGAGACGUGGUGAUCAGGAGAGCUUUCUGGCACAAAGAGAUGAUCUGAACUCUCAGCUACAGGAGUCAAACCGAGCAAACAGUCGACUGCUGGAGCAACUCACUGAAGUGGGACUAGAUAAAGACAAAUUACAGCAGGAGUUAGAAGAGGCCAGAAAGACUGCAGAUAAGCGUAAGGUCAUGCUUGAUGAACUGGCCAUCGAGACGGCACAGGUGAAGUCUCAGCACAAAGAGGAGCUCGGCGACGUGCGUCUCCAGCAUGAGAAAGAGGUGCUGAGCAUCAGAGCGCGCUAUGAGAAGGAACUCCGGGGCCUCCACGAGGAGAAGAACCGCACGGAAGAGGAGAUCCGAUCACAGCUGCGAGAUGAGAAGGCACGCAAUAAAGAGCUGGAGGGCCUUCAGCCGUACGUGGAGGAACUAAAAGCUCAGGUUCAGUCGAUGGAGGGAACGAAGGGCUGGUUUGAACGCAGGCUCAAGGAAGCAGAGGAGACUAUGGAAAAUAAAGUUCUGGAGCAUUCAGAAGAGAUCCAGAGACUGCAGCGAGAACACACAGUUCAGCUGGAGGCUAAAGCUGCAGAGGUGGAUGCUGUCAAACAGCAAGUGACAGAGCUGGAGAAGGAGAGAGAAGAUCUCAAAAACACAAUCGGCAAACUGAAACAGGAAAUCAAAGAUGUAGUGGAUGGACAGAGAAUCCUGGAGAAAAAAGGCAGUUCGGCGCUGAAAGACUUAAAAAGACAACUCCAUUUGGAGAGAAAACGAGCAGAUAAACUUCAAGAGCGUCUGCAGGAGAUCCUAACCAACACUAAGACUCGUACAGGUCUGGAGGAGUUGGUGUUGUCAGAAAUCAGUUCCCCGAGCCGUACGCAGCAGACCGGUGACAGCAGCAGCAUUUCUUCUUUCAGCUAUAGGGAGAUCAUGAAAGAUGGAGCGUCCGCACCCAGCACCAAUAAGUCGAAUACCAGCAGUCCUCAAUCUCAGCGACCGGCUGACCUUUCAGACGAUGAGGUUGGCGAGCUCUUCCAGAGACUUGCUGAGGUCCAGCAGGAGAAAUGGAUGCUGGAGGAGAAGGUCAAACACUUGGAGGUCAGCUGUGCCUCAAUGGCCGAUGACAUCUGUAAAAAGAGCGCCAUCAUCGAGACGUACGUCAUGGACAGCCGAAGAGAUGGAGGUGGAGUGGCUCAUGGACAUGUGGCUCAGGGAGAACGUGGAGGUUUGAGCUCUGUGUUUAGGGAUCUGGUGAAACCUGGAGAUGAGAACCUGCGUGAGAUGAACAAAAAACUGCAGAACAUGCUAGAAGAGCAGCUGACCAAGAACAUGCACCUUCAGAAGGAUCUAGAGGUUUUGUCUCAGGAGAUCGUUCGUCUGAGUAAAGACGGCACCUCUGAGGAAAGCUCCAAAGCCACGGGCUAAAGCCCUACGCCCGAUGAUUCAGUACCCUUCUGUUUCUCUCUCUUUCUCUCUCAUCUCUUCACGGCUACCAGGAGGGAAGUUACGUCCAUCUCUUGCAAGAUUUGACCUCCGGCUGGAAUCUCAGAUGUUUAGGAGCACAGAGGGUCACAACAGAUCGUGUUCAUCUGUGAUUUACAUGCUACUGAAUGUAAUGUAACACUUCAUAUGUUUGUCUGUGACUGGAAAGAACUGAUGACACGGGGUCGGCGUACCGUCCUCUGCUGCUUGAUACGUGUUAAUGGGUCUGGGGCGUCGUCUCUGUGGUCCGGACGGACCGCUAGCGGCUUCUAAACCUACCACUAAUGUCCCGGUUCUGGAGAUUACACCGUGUGUAACAGUUCGGCGUCUGCUUUCUUAAACUGCUGUCACUGUUGUGUAUAUUUGUUUUUGCUGAAAAAGAUUAUUUUGUGUGUGGGCAUAGAUUUGAUCAUCAGAAUUGUAUUUAUUUGUGCCAGAGGAUCCAGCUAGCGUAAUGUUUGUACGUCUACAGAAAGCUGCCGCAGUGCGUGAUGUUUCUCAAGUUCUGCGGACUUCAUUAGUAUAUCAACACAUUCAGAAAGUUUUCUGCCUGCGAUAAUUACCAGAGCAAUUUGUGUCGGCUCUCAAAAUGUUCCUGCGAAGGAAAACGACUCCCUGGACUUCCCUUAUUAAACAGCAAUCUCGCCGCGUCUUAACAACUCGCUCUGACACCUCCGUAUCCGCCUCAGAACCGACAGCGCUGUUGAGGAACCCAGCAAUUUACAACAAUGCCCACUCGACUCCCGUCAGAAAACACAACAUCUGUUAUCUCUAUUGUUUGGUGAAUUUAGUUUUUACAUUUUCAGCUUUGUGUAAACAUUUUAAAGUCUGACACAGUGUUUUAUUUUGAGAUUGUUUCAGUGUGAUGUAAUUGCGGGGACGCUGCAGUAGAAGAGCAACAGGACACAGGUUUUGAGUCGUGAGAUUGUUAAAAAUAUGAAGAUUGUCUUAUCGUAAGUUCUCAGGCUCAGUUCGUAUUUUUGUGCGUAAUUGCUUGCACUUGAUUUUUUUCAUAAAACAAACCAGCGCACUACGGAUCUCAGUUUGAGUAGACACUAGAUUUAAUUUGAUGCAAGUUUAUAAGCAGAUAUAUGUUCAGUACCCCUCUUUAUUUAGGAUUCAUAUUAUUAUCUUGGUGUUGUGCUUUAAGUUAAAGGAUUACUCCACUUUCAUAUUGAUAAUAUAAAUAUUUAACUCGCAACCAUGGGAUCCAAAGUGUUUAUGUCUUUCUUUAGUCGAAAAGAAAUUACGAUUUUUUUUAGGAAAACAUUUCAGGUUUUUCUCCAUGUAGUGGACUUUAGUGGACCUCAACAGUUUACAGUUUUAAUGCAGCUUCAAAAGUCUCUAAACGAUCCCAACCGAGGCAUAAGGGUCCUAUCUAGCAAAACCAUCACCAUUUUCACACAAAAAUAUGUACUUUUAAACCAGAACUUCUCAUCUUGAGCUAGCGGUGUGAUGCGCCACAUGUGAAACGCACACUUGCAGACCAUUUUAAGCAAUAAACAGACACAAAGACUGCAAAAAUAACUUUCUUACUUAAUAUAUGUGUCUUGUUCUUAGUAAAAAUAUCUAAAAAGUCUUAAAUUAAGAUGCAUUUUCUUCAUGAGCAAAAUGACCUAGGAAAUUAAGUCUAGUUUUUAGACAAAGAAAAAUUUAUAAAAACUAAAAAGUAAAUUAGUGCUUAAAACAAGCCAAUAGAAGUGCUUAUGGAAAGAGUAAACUUAUUUCAAGAAAAUGUUUCUUAUUCCAUUGCCAGAUUUUUUUGUUUGCUUUAAAAGUUUAUAUUUUUUCGUCUAAAAACGUUUUUCGACUUAUUUUCAUAGGUAAUUUUGCUAAUCAAGAAAAUACAUCUUGAUUUAAGAAUUUUUAGAUAUUUUUACUGAAAACAAGACAAAAAUACUAAGUAAGAAAGUCUUUUUUGCAGUGCACUGCAAAAAAUGAUUUUCAAGAAAAAAUAUCUUAGUAUUUUUGUCUUUUUUUCUUUUCGGUAAAAAUAUCUAAAAAUUCGUAAAUUAAGAUGUAUUUCAUUGAUGAGCAAAACGACCCAAGAAAAUAAGUCUAGUUUUUAGACCAAAAAUGUCAAAUUUAAGUGAUUUUGUGAAUAAAACAAGCAAAAAAAUCUGCCAAUGGGGUACUUUAAGCAAAUUUUUCUUGAAUUUUUCUUGAGUUUUGUGUUUAAGAAAAAUGUUCAAGAUUUUUUGCUUGUUUUAUGCACAAAAUCACUUAAAUUUGACAUUUUUGAUCUAAAAACUAGACUUAUUUUCUUGGGUCGUUUUGCUCAUAAAGAAAAAGCAUCUUAAUUUAAGAAUUUUUAGAUAUUUAGUUUUUUCUUGAAAAUCAUUUUUUGCAGUGUGGUAGUUUCACAUACGUCAUGCGUGACCUUUCAACAUGAUUACGUAAUACGGGAGGUCACGCUGGUGCAUCACACGGCUAGUGCAAGAUGAGAAGCUGUGGUUUAAAAUUACAUUUCAUUUUUUUACAAAAAUUGUUGAUGAUUUCACUAGAUAAGACCCUUAUGUCUCAUUUGGAAUUGUUUAGAGUCCUUUAAAGCUGCAUUGAAACUGUAAACUGUUGAGGGUUUUAUAAGUGGAAUAUUCCUUUAACAAAAUAUUAAUAUGACAUGGUUCCAGAUUUCCAGUGGACAAAACUGCAUGAAUAGGUGGAAAAAUGCUGGGUUAUUUUCAACCCAGCGUUGGGUCAGAUAUAAAUGUGACCAAACGCUGAGUUGAAAAUUUUUAUGUAUAAAAUAAUAGUAUAUUAACCAUACAACCCCUACUCUAAAAAAAUGUUGUGUCAAAUAUGGGAAAACCCAACUGUUAGGUUAUAAAUAACCAUUUGCUAUGUUUGUAAUUACCCAACCCAGCAUUUAGGUUGAAAUUAAUCCAAUGUGUAUGGUUUGUCUUGUAACUCUUUUAAGCAUUGAGCAGACUGUCUAUCUCUCUCUUGCAGACUUGUUUUGUUUUCUAUCAGAGUAAAUAUGGUGUCUACUUCGAAUGAGGUCCAUUAAUCAUUUUAGAUGCAAUGAAUUAUGACCAAACAGCUUGGAGAAAUGAUUGUUAGUUUAAUCUGUUGUGAUUGGACAACAGAACAUAUUAGAUGAUUCGUGAUUUUUGUGACAUGAGAUUAUAAAAGCUGCGUCCAUCCAUUUCAUAAGUGAGUCUGUAUUAAUGGAUAUAAAUGCAUAUAUUCAACUUUGUUUUAUUAUUCAUGAGCGGUUACUUUUCUGUUUAUUUAAAGCUUUUGUUAGGUUACUGCAAUGCUUUAAACUUGACUAUAACGACGGUUAAUCGGCUCGUGCAUGGUGCUUAAUAUGCCUGCUGUUUCUGACUUCCAAAGGAAAUCCUGACUGAAAGAUUUUUCAUAGUUUUCCCAUCCUACAAACACCUCACACGAUUUAUAUCAUUCACGGGUGGAAAAACUGUGUUUUUUGUAAUCACAACUGACAUUGCAGUAAAGAUUCACUUACUGUAGAUCAUCACACUCCAAAAGAAUGACGGAUGUUUGCCUUUGAAGCUCAGAUUGUUUCUUGUUUUGUCUUCUUCGUCUUAUCUAAUAUCUGCCAAUUUAGCUUUUCUUUAAUCCAGAUCAUCAGCUAAUGAGCACUAACACAUGAAAAUAAAUGGAAUUAUAUUACUAAUCCCCAAUAAACCACUACAUGCUGUAGGAUUCAUAUUUAUUUAUGUGCAUUUGUCAUGUCAUGUCUUUCAUAUC